UUCGGCCUUCAUCCCCCGCCUCCUCUCUUUUACUGAAGCGACUACUGGAGCUUGAUAGAGACGGUGGUGGUGGUGGUGGUGGUGGUGGUGAUGCUGUGCCUUCGUCUAUAAAUGUCUAGAGAAACCAAAAGGAUGGUUCUGACCCAUGUGGUUUCGUCGUUAUUAGCGACUCUGAUUUAGAGGAUCCUCUUUGGGCACUAAAACAAAUGGAGGUUGAAAGGAGGAGGAGGAGGAGGAGGAUAGGAGAGAGAGAUUGUUCUUGUGCUUGCACCACCAUGUCUUCUUCUUAUCUUUGCCCUCUUGCUUUCUCUCUUCUUUUUCUUCUCCUUUCUUGCUGCGACGAGAUGAUCGGCGCCUCGGCCUCCAACUACACGACGCUUAGGUUAGCAAGGAUUCAAAGGCACUUGGAGAGAAUCAACAAGCCUGCAGCGAAAACCAUACAAAGCCCGGAUGGAGAUAUCAUCGACUGCGUUCCCCGGCACAAGCAACCGGCUCUCGACCAUCCCCUUCUAAGCGAUCACAAGAUCCAGAGAGUAGCCCCACAGAGGCCGAAGUUCAAGGUCGAGAGGGCUCCCAGAAAUUACAGUGCGAGUGAUGCACCGCGAAGGGCAUGGCAAGCAUGGCACCACGCCGGCCAUUGCCCCAGGGGGACCGUUCCCAUACGGAGGAGCUCCGUCGAUGAUGUCCUGAGAGCCAAGUCUCUGUUCCACUUCGGCAAGAAGCAGAUGCGAGUUCCUCUCGCCAGGAAAGUCGAUGCACCAGAUGUGGUCAGCGGCAAUGGCCAUGAGCAUGCAAUAGCUUACACUGCGAACAACCAAGAGGUGUAUGGAGCCAAAGCUACGAUGAACGUAUGGGAUCCCUCCGUCCAAGCGGAGAACGAGUUCAGCCUCUCCCAGAUUUGGAUUCUCUCGGGAUCAUUCGACGGCGCAGAUCUCAACAGCAUCGAAGCUGGCUGGCAGGUCAGCCCUGAGCUCUAUGGAGACAGCAGACCGAGGCUGUUCACAUACUGGACGAGUGAUGCGUACCGAGCAACAGGCUGCUACAAUCUCCUCUGCGCAGGAUUCAUACAGACGAACAACAGGAUCGCCAUCGGAGCAGCCAUAUCGCCGGUAUCGUCCCCUGGAAGCAGCCAAUACGACAUCACCAUCCUCGUAUGGAAGGAUCCGAAGCUGGGGAACUGGUGGAUGAGCUUCGGUGAGAGCAUGCUGGUGGGGUACUGGCCGGCGGAGCUAUUCACGCACCUCUCCGACCGCGCCACCAUGGUGGAGUGGGGAGGGGAGGUGGUGAACAUGAGGCCCAACGGCGAGCACACCUCGACGCAGAUGGGGUCGGGCCGCUUCGCCGGGUCCGGGUUCGGGAAGGCGAGCUACUUCCGCAACCUGGAGGUCGUCGACGCCGACAACAGCCUGGUCUCAGCUCAGGCCAUAACGACGCUGGCGGAGAACACCAAGUGCUACGACAUCAGGAGCUUCUCCAACGCCGACUGGGGCACGUACUUCUACUUCGGCGGGCCAGGGAACAACCCCCAGUGCCCUUGAUCUCCUCGUCCUCACCACGCAAACUUAGUGCAUCUCUGCAUUGUACAAUCGGCAUCAGUGCCCUGCAAAGGCUAAGGGGGGGUUUUGUUGCUACUGAGGUGCCAUAGUUCCUCAUAUAGUAGUAGUAGUAGUCGUAGUAGGCACCAUAUUCUUUGAUGGCUUCUACUUCUCCUUGUACUCUGUUUGCUAUAAUGCAACGAUCUUGGCAGCUACCCUUUGCAC
Musa acuminata subsp. malaccensis (wild Malaysian banana) is the source of this 1760-nucleotide messenger RNA. RefSeq names its product protein neprosin. The record is from RefSeq and is a predicted model, not a curated record. Lineage: Eukaryota; Viridiplantae; Streptophyta; Magnoliopsida; Zingiberales; Musaceae.